CGUAUCCGAACUACUAUAAAUACGCGCCUAACGGAAUUUUCGGAAUAUUAUCCGUUCGGCAAUCCUCUUAACCGGUAUCGCUGAACGUCGACUGACAAAUAUUUAUUAAUUUAUUUCUACGUUAAGUACUACAAAAAACUCAAUCAAAAUGCGUGAGUGCAUCUCAGUACACGUUGGCCAAGCCGGAGUCCAGAUCGGUAAUGCCUGCUGGGAGCUGUACUGCCUUGAGCAUGGCAUUCAGCCCGACGGCCAGAUGCCCACAGACAAAACCAUCGGCGGUGGUGACGACUCCUUCAACACCUUCUUCAGCGAGACCGGAGCCGGCAAGCACGUGCCCCGCGCCGUGUUCGUCGACUUGGAACCCACAGUAGUCGAUGAGGUCCGCACAGGCACAUACAGACAGUUGUUUCAUCCAGAACAACUUAUCACUGGUAAGGAGGAUGCCGCCAACAACUACGCCCGCGGUCACUACACCAUCGGCAAGGAAAUCGUCGACCUAGUGCUGGACCGCAUCCGCAAGCUCGCCGACCAGUGCACUGGCCUCCAGGGGUUCCUAAUCUUCCACUCCUUCGGCGGCGGUACCGGAUCCGGUUUCACCUCCCUGCUCAUGGAGAGGCUCUCGGUCGACUACGGCAAGAAGUCGAAGCUCGAGUUCGCCAUCUACCCCGCCCCGCAGGUGUCCACCGCCGUCGUGGAGCCCUACAACUCCAUCCUGACCACCCACACUACCCUGGAGCACUCCGACUGCGCCUUCAUGGUCGACAACGAAGCCAUCUAUGACAUCUGCCGCCGCAACCUGGACAUCGAGCGCCCCACCUACACCAACCUCAACAGGCUCAUCGGCCAGAUCGUGUCCUCCAUCACCGCCUCCCUGCGUUUCGACGGCGCCCUCAACGUCGAUCUCACCGAGUUCCAGACCAACUUGGUGCCGUACCCGCGUAUCCACUUCCCCCUGGUCACGUACGCCCCCGUCAUUUCCGCCGAGAAGGCUUACCACGAGCAGCUGUCGGUCUCAGAGAUCACCAACGCGUGCUUCGAGCCUGCUAACCAGAUGGUGAAGUGCGACCCACGCCACGGAAAGUACAUGGCGUGCUGCAUGCUGUACCGCGGGGACGUCGUGCCCAAGGACGUGAACGCGGCCAUCGCCACCAUCAAGACCAAGCGCACCAUCCAGUUCGUGGACUGGUGCCCGACCGGGUUCAAGGUGGGCAUCAACUACCAGCCCCCGACCGUGGUGCCCGGCGGCGACCUGGCCAAGGUGCAGCGCGCCGUGUGCAUGUUGUCCAACACCACCGCCAUCGCCGAGGCGUGGGCCCGCCUGGACCACAAGUUCGACCUUAUGUACGCCAAGCGCGCCUUCGUGCACUGGUACGUGGGUGAGGGUAUGGAGGAGGGCGAGUUCUCGGAGGCGCGCGAGGACUUGGCCGCUCUGGAGAAGGACUACGAGGAGGUCGGCAUGGACUCCGCCGAGGGCGAAGGCGAGGGAGCCGAGGAGUACUAAGCUGCGUUUUAUUUAUUUUUAUACGUUCAGCGCACUCGCCGAUUUACAUUCCGGUGGAAAAUAAAAGAUUGAAAUAA
Aricia agestis (brown argus) is the source of this 1578-nucleotide messenger RNA. RefSeq names its product tubulin alpha chain (gene Tua1). The coding region runs from base 149 to 1501 and encodes 450 amino acids. Gene Ontology annotation, molecular function: structural constituent of cytoskeleton; GTP binding. The record is from RefSeq and is a predicted model, not a curated record. Gene Ontology annotation, biological process: mitotic cell cycle; microtubule cytoskeleton organization. NCBI's taxonomy places the organism in Eukaryota, Metazoa, Arthropoda, Insecta, Lepidoptera, Lycaenidae. Gene Ontology annotation, cellular component: microtubule; cytoplasm. The transcript has 3 exons.